UAAGAAACACGAGAACAAAACAAUGCAGAUGAUUUGAAGGCCACUGUCAAAGAACACCCCUUUCUGAACAGACAAGAAAGAAACAAGAACAGUUACUUCAUUAUGUUCCUGACACAUGAUGGAUCUGCGUGUCUCUGUGGUUCUUCUGUUCGUUUUUCUCACUGGAGGAUACUCUCUGAAGUGUUACACGUGUGUACCUGAUCUGACGGGCUCCUGUAAUGCAAUAGAGAAGACGUGUGGAAAUGGAAUGUACAAAUGUGAAAGCUUUACAGGAGAACAACCCAUUGGUUCCACUAAGGUGUCUGUCACAAUUAAACAGUGUUCAGCUACAUGUGAAGCUGGGACCCAACAGCUCGUAAUUGGAGGGACAGUAACUACCCGGUGCUGUAACACUGACCUCUGCAAUGCUGCAGAUGGCGUGUAUAAGGGGAGCUUCCUGCUGCUGUUGUCUCCUCUGCUCUUCUACUUCCUGUUUCAGUGAAUCCAGCUGCGCUUCAGAUUCUACAGCUGCAGCAGAAACCGAUUGAUACACAUAUUUCUAUUCUUCAAUAAAUAAA
This is a messenger RNA of Carassius auratus (goldfish), 557 nucleotides long. RefSeq names its product lymphocyte antigen 6D-like. The coding region runs from base 116 to 481 and encodes 121 amino acids. NCBI's taxonomy places the organism in Eukaryota, Metazoa, Chordata, Actinopteri, Cypriniformes, Cyprinidae. The transcript has 4 exons. The record is from RefSeq and is a predicted model, not a curated record.